AUGGUGGUGCGCGGUGGCGCAUCAUUGCAGCCUCCGGAGCUUACAGUGGCCGACGCCCUCGCCUGCACGCAGGUCUGGGACCCUGUCCUGAUUACGGCGCAGAUUGUCAGCGUGCAGUGCCUCUUCUACAUCGUGCUGGGGGCGCUCCAGUUUGUCAUCAUAG
Molecule: messenger RNA, 163 nt
Organism: Monoraphidium neglectum
Lineage: Eukaryota; Viridiplantae; Chlorophyta; Chlorophyceae; Sphaeropleales; Selenastraceae
Exons: 1
Source: RefSeq, a predicted model, not a curated record